AUGAAACUCUCUCCGGUUUUGCGCAUACUAAUAUGUCCCCUCCUGGUAGGGGCAUACCUGGUCUCCCCACCAGGCACUGCUGCCCCAGGGACCACAGCUGACUGCAGCGAAUGGAUUGAAUAUUCCUCCAGCCUGACAUGCGCGCUGAUCGAGCAGCUUUUUGGCAUGACGGAAGCUGAAUUUGAAGAAUGGAACCCUAUUGUCACUGAACUCGGUACAGGCUGUGCCCUGAUCUCCGGCCUGUACUACUGUGUACAGGUCAAUUUUACAACCGUCACCGUGAGCUCGUCAAAUCCGUUCACGACUACAUCUGGAGGGUCCACCUCAGGUACAGCCGUAGCAACUACCUCAGCAUCUACAAGUGCCAUCGCCACACCCACUCCGUAUGAGACAGGAAUGGUAUCUGAUUGCGAUGCCUUCCACCUUGUUGUGAGUGGCGACACCUGCGCGACGAUCGCCAGUUCAGCAGGUAUAUCCGUCUCCAACUUUGAAACUUGGAAUCCCACUGUCGGGUUCGACUGUUCUGGUCUCUGGCUGGACUACUAUGUCUGCAUUGGUAUUGUUGGAGGCGCAAGUUCCACUGCCGCGACAAGCACGCCCACCACUACCACCGGAAACGGGAUCAGCACGCCUACCCCGUAUGAAUCAGGAAUGGUAGACGACUGCGAUGAAUUCUAUCUCGUCGUCAGCGGAGAUAGUUGUGCCUCCAUUGCCAGCACAGCCGGCAUAUCGGUCACGGAUUUCGAGACCUGGAAUCCAACCAUUGGCUCUGGCUGUUCAGGUCUGUGGCUGGGCUACUAUGUCUGUGUAGGAAUCACCGGAGGAACUACCACUACUACAACUACCACUGUGGCUACAACGACUACUUCUGCCGCUACGACUACCACCAGCGGCAACGGCGUGACCACCCCGACUCCCUACCAGUCCGGCAUGGUGGAUGACUGUUACUCUUUCCAUCUUGUUGUUAGCGGAGAUAGUUGUGCUGUUAUUGCUGAUGAUGGUGACAUCACGUUGGAUGAGUUUUAUCUGUGGAAUCCGACGGUUGGAACCAGUUGUAGCAGUUUGUGGUUGGGUUACCAUGUCUGUAUUGGGAUUCUGUGA
Aspergillus viridinutans is the source of this 1101-nucleotide messenger RNA. Its product is annotated as LysM peptidoglycan-binding domain-containing protein. NCBI's taxonomy places the organism in Eukaryota, Fungi, Ascomycota, Eurotiomycetes, Eurotiales, Aspergillaceae. The record is from RefSeq and is a predicted model, not a curated record. The transcript has 2 exons. Bases 1 to 1101 code for a protein of 366 amino acids.